Messenger RNA from Symbiodinium sp. CCMP2456, 483 nucleotides. Lineage: Eukaryota; Dinophyceae; Suessiales; Symbiodiniaceae. The record is from the annotation of a GenBank genome assembly.
AUGGAAGCGACAGCGGGUUCUACCUCUUCCACGAUCCCAGUUGCGAUGGAACGGAGGAUCAAGCCGCCCGAUGGGUUCUGGAUGUGGACGCGCCGUCCACGGAAGCAUUCCAGGAUCUGGACCAGGACGGCAAGUGUGCGUACCAGGCGCGCCUCGAUGGAGGCAAUGCUUCUGCACCGCCUUCCACGGCUCAGUGGACGGUCUUCUGUAGAGGCGGUUGGCAGGAGGUGGAGGUGCUCGUCACCGAGGAUCGUGGUGACCGUUACCAGCAGGAGUGCUUCCAGGCCGGCACCUGCCAGGACGGAGGCUCUCUGCCUUGCGAGUGGUGUGGGCUGCACCAGGGCCAAAGACUGUUCUGCUGCAGCGCAAGCGACGAGAACCCGGAAUAUGCCAACUGCUUCGGGACCCCAGGGCUUGAUUCCGGUGCAAGCUUUCGUUGUGUCACCACAACGACAACGACACCGGCUGCAGACAGGUAUCUGA